ACAAAGUAGGAAAAAGGAAAUUAUUGGCUGGGAUGAGAAACAAGGAACUGUUCAGUACAAGGAUGUUAAAACUUACGUAUUCCAGCCAGAUCUAUCUGUUGGGACCCAGGAGGAAAUGGUGUAUGUGGUGAAUGCACCAUUAUUGGGAAUUGCCAAAAUAGCAACGGAGAAAAUUUCAAGAAUUAUUCAACCACUUUUCAUGCCAAUUCUUAGUUCCUUGCUAAAGCAUUACAAGGAAGAGUUGAUUGUGAAACGAAUGGUUCGACAAAUUCUUUUUGACGGAUACGAAGUUCGACUACUGAAGGAUUUGAGCAGACUGGUACAACCCUUCGUCAAACUGCCUCAGUUGCUACCCAAUAACACUUUUGGUCUGUUCUAUGGAAAAAAUGACACAACAAGUGGAAUUUUUUCAGUUUUUACUGGAAUAGGUGACUCAAGUAAAUUCACAAUUGUUAACACAUGGAAAAAUAAACA
This is a messenger RNA of Limulus polyphemus (Atlantic horseshoe crab), 474 nucleotides long. RefSeq names its product platelet glycoprotein 4-like. NCBI's taxonomy places the organism in Eukaryota, Metazoa, Arthropoda, Merostomata, Xiphosura, Limulidae. The record is from RefSeq and is a predicted model, not a curated record. Gene Ontology annotation, cellular component: membrane; cytoplasm. Gene Ontology annotation, molecular function: scavenger receptor activity. The annotation marks the transcript as partial. The transcript has 3 exons.